This is a messenger RNA of Leguminivora glycinivorella, 1645 nucleotides long. RefSeq names its product guanine nucleotide exchange factor MSS4 homolog. The record is from RefSeq and is a predicted model, not a curated record. The transcript is spliced from 2 exons. Bases 114 to 476 code for a protein of 120 amino acids. Gene Ontology annotation, molecular function: zinc ion binding; guanyl-nucleotide exchange factor activity. Gene Ontology annotation, cellular component: membrane; cytosol. Gene Ontology annotation, biological process: small GTPase-mediated signal transduction; post-Golgi vesicle-mediated transport. Lineage: Eukaryota; Metazoa; Arthropoda; Insecta; Lepidoptera; Tortricidae.
CAAGUUCACGACGAACUGAGUUGUACCGGUUGGGAAUUAUUACAAUUAUUUGCAUAGAACUUUUAAACAACGUAAAUUGUUAUUGCUCUUCUAUUUCCACACAUAAACCCACUAUGGCAGACGUAGAAAACAAGGAAGAUCUCGUCGAAGACGGAAAAAACAAAAUGAAUGUUAAAUGCAAAUUCUGCAGCUCUAAAAUUCUAGACAAAAAAUCGGCUAAUUAUAUCACGCAAGAGAUGGCAUUGCCUUUGAUGCAGCAAGACAAUAACCGGAAGGAGGGUGAGAUUCAGAAUGAAACAGUGAGCGAGUUCUAUCAUGUAGAAAACAUGUAUACAUUCGAAAACAUCGGUUUUACACACACAGUUGACAACUACAAAUAUUUGAGUUGUGCAGACUGUGAUGCUGGGCCAGUGGGGUACUACGACAUGAAUACUAAGCAGAGCUAUGUCGCGUUGUCGAGAAUUGUACAUUCCUAGGAAUUUAUAGUUUAAAAUUAGAUACUAACGGUGCAUUUCACAGGAAUGUCCCUUAUGAAAUGCUUUUGCUUUGUAUGACAACUACUUCAACAUUAAAUAUUAAAUAAAUGUCAUAUACAAAGAAAAAGUGACCAAGGCCUCCAAGUGUUCCGAGCUGGAAUUGAACCAGUGUACUCCGUUAACCGGACGGAUGCCUCAACAUUAUCAGACACAUAAUCAUAGUCCUAGUGUUUUCAGAAGUAUUAGAAGAAUCAUUUCGUAGGAGAUUCUUGUGGAAUGCCUCUAAUGCCCAUCUUGAAAUUGAUGGAAAGAGAAUUGUAUUCAAAGCUUAUACUUACAUAUGAUUCUGAUUGUCAUAUGAUGCUGAAUUUUGAUGAUUGCAGAUAAAAUAUUUAUUAUAUAUGUUAACCCUUAGAGUGCUAGACAGUGCUCCUGACCAAAUAACAUCAUGAAAUCUGAAUCAAUAAAAUAAAAAUUCCAACUACUCACUAAUUAUGUAUACUGCCAAUUUAAUGUACCUACAGUUUUUUUGGAAGUACUUAUACUCCUACAGUAAUAAUGAAGCCAACUAAUAUUUGAGGAGUUUAUUAAGCCAAAGGGCAGUGCGACACUAGUACCACUUUUGAUGUUUUCUUAUAUCAUCAAAAUGAAAUCUUUUUUCAUUAAUAUUUCUACAUCAGUCGCUAAAAUAACAUUUAUAAAACACUAUACACAUUUUUUCCUUGUGUAGUUAUCCCCAGAAACUUGAAUAGGUAAAACAGAUCACUCUUCUUUUAUUAACCGACUUCAAAAAAAGGAGGAGGUUCUCAAUUCGACUGUUUUUUUUUUUUUGUAUGUAUGUUACUCGAUAUCUCCGAGAAUCGUGGACCGAUUUUCCAAAUUUUUUUUAGGCAAGGUUUUGAGAAUAACUACAAAAUGAUGCAACCUUCAAAUCUAGGGUGAACAGGCAUCUUCUGGGCGAGCUCACUCCAUUGCAGACCACAUCUUUGCCUUUGGCUAGUCUGUGGCCAAGAGUAAGCCCAUUUAUAAUUAAAAAAAAAUACUAAAGGCAAGUUUGGAACGCCACAGACAGUUUUAAAAAUUCAUAAUCUUAAAAAAAGAUUUGUAUGCAACCUGUCAGUUCAAACUGACAGAAUUUUCAGAUUGAACUGACAGGUUGCAUACAAAUC